Molecule: messenger RNA, 1173 nt
Organism: Drechmeria coniospora
Lineage: Eukaryota; Fungi; Ascomycota; Sordariomycetes; Hypocreales; Ophiocordycipitaceae
Product: RNA-binding motif protein, X-linked 2
Exons: 2
Coding region: 1-1173 (390 amino acids)
Biological process (GO): mRNA splicing, via spliceosome
Cellular component (GO): precatalytic spliceosome; catalytic step 2 spliceosome; U2 snRNP
Molecular function (GO): RNA binding
Source: RefSeq, a predicted model, not a curated record
AUGAACAAGAUCCGCGCCAUCCAAGAGCUCAACAGGAAGGAGCUCGAGCAGGGAAUCUCGCCGGACGCUUCCUGGCACACCGACUACCGCGACACGGCCUUCAUCUACUUUGGCGGACUGCCCUUUGAGCUCUCCGAGGGCGAUGUCGUCACGAUAUUCUCCGAGUAUGGUGAACCCGUCUUCCUGAAGCUCGUGCGCGACAAGGAGACGGGCAAGUCGAGGGGCUUCGGCUGGCUCAAGUACGAGGACCAGCGCAGCACAGACCUCGCCGUCGACAACCUCGGCGGCGCCGAGAUCGGCGGAAGGAUGAUUAGCGUCGACCACGCCCGCUACGCCGCCCGGGACGACGAGGAUCAGGACGAGUUCAGGAUCGGCUGGGAGGACCUGCGGCGCAAGGAAGGGAAACCCGUCGUGCCGGACGAAGCCGAGGCUGACGAAAAAGUGCGGCGGCCCUCUCUGGCGGAAGAGAAGGAGCUCGCAAAACUCAUCCGCGAUCAUGACGACGACGACCCCAUGAAAGGCUUCCUCAUCGAGGAAAAGAGGAAGGAAGUCGACGAAGCGAGGCGGAGAGCCGGGAAGGGGGACGAGAAGCACAAGCACCGACACCACCGGUCACGCAGACACGAGCGAGACGACGGCGGCGACGACGGACGCCGCCGGACCCAUAGGCGUCGGCGGGAAGAUGACGACGACGACGACGACGAUGGAAACGGUAGGUCGCGCAGACGCAAACGAGGAGACGCCGACGACGACGGACGCCGCCGGUCCCAUAGGCGUCGGCGGGAAGACGACGACGACGAUGACGACGACGACGGAGACGGCAGGUCGCGCAGACGCAAGCGAGGAGACGGCGACGAAGAUCGAGCGCGAGGCCGCCGGCAGGAUUCGCCGGCCGAGCGGAUGAGAAGCGACCGAGAGCAUCGGACGCGAAGGCACGGAGAAGACGAGGAAUAUCCGGCCGGGGACAGGCACGACGACAGGCAGACCCGCGACGGUGACCGGCGACGCCCUCGGGAGAUACAUGAGAGCGAACGCGAGGAGAGGAGACGCGGUCGGCGGGAUGCGGACGCGGACGCGGACUCGGCUCGCCGUAGACGGCGCCGCGACGACGGCCACGAGAGGAGCCCGAGGCGUGAAAGCCGAAGCCGUUCCCCUCGACGGCGCAGAGGCUAG